AUGUCUGCAGCGGCAACGGCUAUGCCACAGGCAGCUUUAGAGAAAGAUUCCGCUUUCGAAUCUCUUCUCAAACCGGUUUACAAAGGCAAGAAACUUACCGAUGAGAUCAACACUGCAGAAGACAAAUGGAACCUUUUGCCGGCUUUUCUGAAAGUUAAAGGUCUGGUCAAACAGCAUUUAGACUCCUUCAACUAUUUUGUGGACGUUGAUCUGAAAAAGAUCAUCAAGGCAAAUGAACUGGUUCUCAGUGACGUAGACCCGGAAUUCUACCUCAAGUACGUGGAUAUCAGAGUGGGCCAAAAGUCAAGCUCGUCAACUAAAGACUACCUUGUUCCUCCACAUGAGUGUAGACUUAGAGAUAUGACGUAUUCGGCUCCUGUAUACGUGGACAUCGAAUACACCAGAGGCAGAAACAUCAUCAUGCAUAGAGACGUGGAAAUCGGUAAAAUGCCCAUCAUGCUACGUUCAAACAAGUGUAUUCUCAACGGUGCAUCUGAAAGUCAAAUGGCCAGGAUAAACGAGUGUCCGCUUGACCCCGGUGGGUACUUUAUCGUCAACGGUACCGAAAAGGUGAUUCUGGUCCAAGAACAACUGUCUAAGAAUCGUAUCAUUGUAGAAGCGGAUGAAAAGAAGGGAAUUGUACAGGCUUCUGUGACAUCGUCCACACAUGAGAGAAAAUCGAAGACCUAUGUCAUCACCAAAAAUGAUAAGAUCUAUCUGAAGCACAAUUCCAUUGCCGAAGAAGUGCCUAUUGUUCUUGUACUCAAAGCUUGUGGUAUCGUUUCAGAUCUUGAAAUCAUGCAACUCGUCUGUGGUAACGACAGCAGUUAUCAAGAUAUCUUCGCGAUCAAUUUGGAAGAGGUUGCGAAAAUGAAAAUCUACACACAGCAACAGGCGCUUGAGUACAUCGGCUCAAAAGUCAAGACUGUCAGACGUCAAAAGCUCACAACCUUGCAAGAGGGUAUCGAGGCCAUCGCAACUACUGUGAUUGCUCAUUUAACGGUCGAGGCCUUAGAUUUCAGAGAAAAAGCUCUGUAUGUUGCAGUCAUGACGAGAAGAGUAGUAAUGGCAAUGCAUAAUCCCAAAAUGAUUGACGAUAGAGAUUACGUCGGUAACAAGAGAUUGGAACUCGCAGGACAGCUAAUGUCUCUUCUUUUUGAGGAUCUGUUCAAGAAAUUCAAUAACGAUUUCAAGGCAAACAUCGACAAAGUUCUCAAAAAGCCAAACAGGGCCAUGGAGUAUGAUGCUCUUCUCUCUAUCAACGUCCAUUCCAAUAACAUCACAACCGGUUUGAAUAGAGCCAUCUCCACGGGUAACUGGUCUCUGAAAAGAUUCAAAAUGGAAAGAGCUGGUGUCACUCAUGUUCUCAGUAGACUGUCUUACAUCUCUGCGCUCGGAAUGAUGACAAGAAUUUCAUCGCAAUUUGAGAAGUCUCGUAAGGUAUCAGGACCAAGAGCUUUACAACCGUCUCAAUUUGGUAUGCUGUGCACUUCAGAUACUCCAGAAGGUGAGGCCUGUGGUUUGGUUAAAAACCUUGCACUCAUGACACACAUCACAACAGAUGACGAAGAGGAGCCUAUCAAAAAGCUAUGCUAUUUAUUGGGUGUAGAAGAUAUCACUGUUGUUGACAGUGAUACCCUGCAUCUCAACUACUGCGUUUACUUAAACGGUACCAUUGUUGGUGUUAUACGCUUUCCAACGAAGUUCGUUUCUCGCUUUAGAAACUUGAGAAGAGCAGGAAAGCUAUCAGAUUUUGUUUCCAUUUACACUAACUCCCAUCAAAAAGCUGUGCAUAUUGCUACAGAUGGUGGCAGAGUGUGUCGUCCGUUGAUAAUUGUCUCCGAUGGGAAGUCGCGUGUUGAAGCAGAGCAUUUGAGAAAACUACUGGACGGUAAGCUUCAAUUUGAUGAUUUCCUCAAGCUGGGGCUAGUUGAGUAUCUCGAUGUGAACGAGGAGAACGAUUCCUUCAUUGCACUAUAUGAAAAGGAUAUCGAACCCAGAAUAACUCAUUUGGAAAUUGAACCCUUUACCGUUUUGGGUGCCGUCGCUGGUUUGAUUCCAUAUCCCCACCAUAAUCAAUCGCCUCGUAAUACUUAUCAAUGUGCUAUGGGUAAGCAAGCUAUUGGAGCAAUUGCCUACAAUCAGUUCAAGAGAAUUGAUACACUAUUGUACCUCAUGACAUAUCCACAACAGCCCAUGGUGAAAACUAAAACCAUUGAACUCAUCGACUAUGACAAAAUACCUGCCGGCCAAAAUGCCACUGUUGCCGUCAUGUCUUACUCCGGUUAUGAUAUCGAAGAUGCGUUGGUUCUCAACAAGGCAUCAAUUGAUAGAGGCUAUGGUCGGUGUGAAACCAGAAGAAAACUCACCACCGUGCUAAAGAGAUACCCAAAUCACACACAAGACAUGGUUGGUGGUAUGAGAGUUGAUGAAAAUGGUGAGCCCAUUUGGCAGCAUAAAGCUCUGGGUCCCGACGGGCUCGGUGAGGUGGGCAUGAAGGUAGAGAGUGGUCAAAUUUAUGUCAAUAAAUCCGUGCCCACGAACGCCUCCGACAGUGUAUUAACUCAAACACAGGCUCAAUAUAGAGAAACACCAGUAGUGUACAGAGCCCCAGAACCAUCUCAUAUUGACCAGGUGAUGAUGUCUGUCUCCGAAAACGAUCAAGCUUUGAUAAAAGUUCUUCUACGACAGAACAGAAGACCAGAAUUGGGUGACAAGUUUUCUUCCAGGCACGGUCAGAAAGGUGUUUGUGGUAUCAUCGUCAACCAAGAAGAUCUGCCUUUCAAUGAUCAGGGUGUGGUGCCGGACAUUAUCAUGAACCCUCACGGUUUCCCUUCUCGUAUGACUGUCGGCAAAAUGAAAGAGUUGGUAUCAGGUAAAGCUGGAGUUCUUAAUGGUACACUAGAAUACGGUACCUGUUUUGGUGGUUCCAAGCUUGAGGAUAUGACGGGAAUUUUAGUACAAAAUGGUUUCAACUACUCAGGAAAAGAUAUGCUGUACUCUGGUAUCACAGGUGAGUGUCUGCAAGCGUAUAUUUUCUUUGGUCCCAUCUAUUAUCAGAAGCUAAAACACAUGGUGUUGGAUAAAAUGCACGCAAGAGCCCGAGGUCCAAGGGCUGUUCUCACUCGUCAACCCACUGAAGGUAGAUCUAGGGAUGGUGGUCUUAGAUUGGGUGAAAUGGAAAGGGAUUGUGUUAUUGCAUAUGGUGCGUCCCAACUGCUUCUAGAAAGACUGAUGAUUAGUUCGGACGCGUUUGAAGUUGAUGUCUGCACCCAGUGUGGUCUGAUGGGCUACAGCGGAUGGUGUACUACCUGCAAAAGUGCUGAGCACAUCAUCAAAAUGACUAUUCCUUACGCCGCCAAGCUAUUGUUCCAGGAACUUUUGUCGAUGAAUAUCGCCCCACGUUUGAAACUCGAAGACGUUUUCGAGGAAUAG
Molecule: messenger RNA, 3435 nt
Organism: Lachancea sp. 'fantastica'
Lineage: Eukaryota; Fungi; Ascomycota; Saccharomycetes; Saccharomycetales; Saccharomycetaceae
Source: the annotation of a GenBank genome assembly